CGUGGUCGAAUUCGUUAGUCCUGCCAAGUGAGUGUCUCUUUUGCGUCAACCACGAAUGCGAGAUUCUCCGGAUCCCGAAUCAUAGAUGGUGUAAUGAAAUAGACCUCAUCUAGGCUGAACAAAAUCGGAUAUGGAACUUCAGAGAGUUGUUCAAGUGCUACGACGUUUCGCUCCUCUGGAAUUGGCAGAGAGCUGGGACAACGUAGGUCUCUUGCUCGAGCCUUCCAAUUCAUUGAUAAAAAAGGUCUUCCUGACCAACGACCUGACGGAACGCGUGAUGGAGGAAGCAAUUGCGUGGAAAGCAAACAUGAUCAUCUCCUAUCAUCCACCGAUAUUCUCAGCCUUCAAAAGACUGGACCAAUCGAACUGGAGGUCCCGCAUUGUCAUAAAAUGUUUAGAGAAUCGAAUUGCCCUGUACUCGCCCCAUACCAGUUGGGACUGCGUCAAGGGCGGCGUGAAUGAUUGGCUCGGCAAAGCUUUUUCGAGUCGGCUCCCUAGUAGGGUUGACUUCAUCAGUCCCUUCGACAAGGGGGAAGGAAUUUCAGGCGGACCUGGUAGGGUUAUCACCCUAGAGCAACCGAUCGAUUUCAAGCAAGCGAUCAAUCUGGUGAAAUCACAUCUCAAGCUUACCGCCGUGAGGACUUCUAAGCCCGCGGUGGAGAAGAGCAUCAAAACUAUCGGUCUCUGUGCGGGCAGCGGCUCAGCAGUCCUCCAGCAGGCCCAUAGCGCCCAGCCUUUCGAUCUCCUGGUCACGGGAGGAAUGGGACAUCACGACGCAUUGGAGGCGGUUCAUCAGGGCAGCUACGUCAUCCUUAGCGAACACUCAGACACAGAACGAGGGUUCCUCCAUGAUUUCAAGGAGAAAUUGAGAGCGGAAGUCCCUGAACUAGAGGUCACUGUUUCGGUGAUCGACGAGGACCCGAUGAAAACAGACGGCCCAUAGAGUUGACGGAAAUCUGUGCAACCUAGAAAUCCCGAUAAAAACCUUUUGCUCCUCCC
This is a messenger RNA of Galendromus occidentalis (western predatory mite), 999 nucleotides long. Its product is annotated as NIF3-like protein 1. Bases 131 to 943 code for a protein of 270 amino acids. The record is from RefSeq and is a predicted model, not a curated record. NCBI's taxonomy places the organism in Eukaryota, Metazoa, Arthropoda, Arachnida, Mesostigmata, Phytoseiidae. Gene Ontology annotation, cellular component: cytoplasm; mitochondrion. The transcript is spliced from 8 exons.